Molecule: messenger RNA, 1743 nt
Organism: Poecilia latipinna (sailfin molly)
Lineage: Eukaryota; Metazoa; Chordata; Actinopteri; Cyprinodontiformes; Poeciliidae
Product: 23 kDa integral membrane protein-like
Exons: 9
Coding region: 89-790 (233 amino acids)
Biological process (GO): regulation of vascular endothelial growth factor signaling pathway
Cellular component (GO): plasma membrane
Source: RefSeq, a predicted model, not a curated record
AUGUCAUUUUGUGCUUCCCACCCAUAUAUUUGUUAGCAGAACCUUCCAGAACCUUCCAGAACCCUGACCUGCAGCAUCCAGAGCAAAGAUGGGGAAAGCAAACUCCUGCCUCAAAUUAGCUUUUAUCCUCCUCAAUGUGGUUUUUGUGGUUAUUGGAUUCGUGAUCAUUCACGUGUCCGUGAUGGCCUCUUACUCCAGCUACAAGGUUUCUGGAUUUAAUGACCUCAACCUGUUAAAGAUAUGGGUGUUCGCCCUUGUCGUUGUCUUCAUCGCUGUCCUGGGAAUCUGCGCCGCCGUCACAGAGAACAACAUCAUGCUGAUGAUCUUCGCAGGUCUGACGAUAAUCAUGAUGAUCAUCUAUCUGUUUAUGGGGAUUAUAUUCACUAUCUUUAGAAAAGCGCUAAUAGAUGAUUUCUCCAAACCUGAUGAAGAAAUGAUAGAGCGCCUACUUAACGAGACCGAGAUUCAAGAAAUACAAAAAACAGAAAAAUGCUGCGGAGUGCUUCGUGCAGAAGACUGGGGUAAGAUCAUCCCACCAUCCUGCGAAUGCACAGUAAAAGGACCGGACGCGAAACUGAAAUGUAAACCCAGACCUCAGGGAACCACGGGUCCAGAUCAGAUCUUUUCAGAGCCCUGCAAAGACUUUUUUUAUCUAGGAAUUACACUGAUUCCGACUUUUUGCAUGUCGCUUUUCUAUGGAUUUCUUUCCAUCGAAAUUCUUAUUCUGGCUCUCAGCUGCCUCCUGAUCCAUCAAAUCAGAAGAUCCAACUCAGGCUGCACUUUCACAUGAGGAAACCUUGAAAGUCACUUUCUUUCUCUCUUUUCAAGAAAAAUGAAGACAUCAUCAACUGACUGGUCCAUAUAAAAUUUAAAUUGGUAAAAUGUAAAUAGAAUCAUGUCGUAAACUGAAUUAUUUCAGAUGUUUUGUUUUUUGUGACCAGUUAUUAGUGUAAAGUAAUAAAUCUGCAAAUAACCAAUGAAAAUAUUUUAUAUAUUCUUGUCAGAGGUUUUGCUCUUGAUGUGGAUUAAAUCUUUCACUGAAAUAUAAUCAUAAUCUGCCUAUUUUAAUAGUUUAUACCUUUAAAUGCAUUAAUACACGACGGAAACCAUCUUACUGCAGAAACAUCCAACAUCUUCCUUAUUUUGGGGAUUCAGCCAAUCAGAGCAAAGGAAAAUGGAAGGUGAUCUUGGAUUGGCUGCUUUAUACAGCCAAUAGCGUGUCAGCUGCGUUUUCUUUUGAUAAUAUGCACUAUAAAAAUAGGGAGUAUAUGAUGCAGUAUUAAGGCCACGCUAAGAAAAUCACUUGGAGUUGAUUCUAGUAUGAAGGGUGCUUUAUAAAUAAAAUUGAUUGUUUGAAAAAAUAAAUAAAAUUCAGAGAUUAAAGUCCUAUGAGAUUAAAUUCAAAAAUAGUUUGAGAAUAUAGUUAUAGUAUGAGACAAGAUCAUAAUAUUCUGAUUAUUUCCUAAUAUUAAGACUUAAUUUUUGUAAUAUUACAACUUUAUUCUUGUGAAAUUGUGACUUUAUUCUAUUAAUUUUGAUGUAUUCUUGUACAAUUUUAUUCUCUUAAUUAUAUUACUUUGUUCUCAUAAGUUUAUUUAUGCAUUAUUAUUUUUUUGUAUUUCCUGGGUCACAAAAAUAGGUGGAUUUGUUUUGCAAAUAAUUUUGCAGAAACAUCCAGAAAUACAUUGGGGUCCACUGUACACUGUUUCCAAAUGUUUUACAAAUAAAAAUCUAAUGAAGGUG